Pseudomassariella vexata is the source of this 725-nucleotide messenger RNA. RefSeq names its product Alpha/Beta hydrolase protein. The transcript has a single exon. The record is from RefSeq and is a predicted model, not a curated record. Gene Ontology annotation, biological process: L-homoserine metabolic process. Bases 141 to 725 code for a protein of 194 amino acids. NCBI's taxonomy places the organism in Eukaryota, Fungi, Ascomycota, Sordariomycetes, Amphisphaeriales, Pseudomassariaceae. Gene Ontology annotation, molecular function: homoserine O-acetyltransferase activity.
UUCGGAUAUUGCUCAUCGAUAUGCCGCUUGGCAAUCUUUGCCCGGCAUCGUGAUUCUUCUUCGCAGCUUCGAGACUAUACAAUGAUCACUGCACCCAUCACACGCAUUUAGAUGCAAAAAACCUCUAUCUUAUUCCCACAAUGUCUCAAACACUCGCGAGAAACCUCCCGAGCGUGCCCUUGGAUGAAUCAACAUCAACAUGGCCAACUCCGACAGCGGGAGAGUUUGUUCUCACAGACUUCCAAUUUGAUUCGGGAGAAGUUAUUCCCACGCUCAAGAUAUCUUACCAAACCAUCGGCACCUUGCGGACUUCACUGGAUGGAGAAAGGACCAACGCAAUCCUGAUAAUGCACGGCACAGGCGGGUCUAGCACCCAAUUCCUCAACGGUAGCUUCGCAGGCCAACUCUUCAACAAAAGCCAACUCCUCGACUCCGAAAAGUACUUCAUCAUCCUGCGCGACGGCAUCGGCCAUGGCCAAUCGAGCAAGCCCAGCAACAGUGGUCUCCAAGCCAGGUUCCCCCACUACCGUUAUGGGGACAUGGUCCGGGCCGACUAUCGACUGCUCACCGAACACCUAAGUAUCCAUUACUUGAGGCUGGUUAUGGGCACUUCGAUGGGAGGAAUGCAUACAUGGAUGUGGGGGGAGACGUACCCCGAAUCCAUGGAUGCCUUGAUGCCGCUUGCGUCGUUACCGAUCCAGAUUUCGGGGCGGAACCGCAUGUGA